AAGAGCGGCUGGUGGGGCCCGGCCGGGCCAGAGCGUCGGGGGGCAGCGAUGCUGAGGUUACUCCUGGCCUGGGCGGCCCUGGGACCCACCCUGGGGCCCACCCUGGCCCAGGCUCCGGGGCCCGCCGAGGACGCUGCAGCCUCCUGCGGGCCGACCAGCUGCUACGCGGUCUUCUACCGGCGCCGAACCUUCCUGGAGGCCUGGAGGGCCUGCCGAGAACUGGGGGGCAACCUGGCCACCCCGAAGACGCCGGAGGAGGCCCGGCGCGUGGGGCUGCUGGCCGGCCGGGAGGCCCCGAAGGCGCCCGGCCGGCUGCUGUGGAUCGGCCUCCAGCGGCAGCCCCGCCAGUGCCACCCUCAGCGCCCGCUGCGGGGCUUCACCUGGACCACCGGCGACCAGGACACGGCCUUCACCAACUGGGCUGCGGCCGGCGGCCCCGGCGCCUGCCCGGCCUCGCGCUGCGUGGCCAUGGAGGCUGCGGGCGGCCAGCUGUGGCGUGAGGGCUCCUGCACGCUGCCCGUGGACGGCUACCUGUGCCAGUUCGGCUUCGAGGCGGCCUGCCCGGCUCUGGAGCUCGAGGAGGGCCAGGCCGGCCCCGCGCUCUACACCACCCCCUUCCAGCUGGUCACCGACGCCCUGGCCUGGCUGCCCUUCGGCUCCGUGGCCGACGUGCCCUGCCUGGACGGCGGCGGCGCCUCCCUGCUCUGCAUGCAGAGGCCCGAGGGGGGCGUGGGCUGGUCCCGCCGGGGGCCGCUGUGCCCGGGGCCGGGGCUGGGCAGGGCCGGCUGCGCCCUGGAGAACGGCGGCUGCGAGCACGAGUGCGUGGAGGAGGCGGGCGGCCGGGCGUCCUGCCGCUGCGCGGAGGGCUUCAGGCUGGACGGCGACGGGCGCAGCUGCGUGGAUCCCUGCGCAGACGCCCCCUGCGAGCAGCAGUGCGAGCCGGGCGGGCCCGGGGGCUACAGCUGCCACUGCCGCCUGGGCUUCCGGCCGGCCGAGGACGACCCGCACCGCUGCCUGGACACGGACGAGUGCCAGAUCCCCGGCGUGUGCCAGCAGAUGUGCGUCAACUACGUCGGGGGCUUCGAGUGCUACUGCAGCGAAGGGCACGAGCUGGAGCCCGACGGCAUCAGCUGCAGCCCCCUGGGAGCCGGGCAGGGCGCGCUGGUCGGGGAGACGCAGGAGGAGGACGAGGACGAGGACGAGGACGAGGACGAGGAGGCCUGGGACAGCUUCGAGGGCGGCUGGACCGAGUCCGCCGGGCCCCUCUGGCUGGACCCCACAAGCCAGGCGCUCGCUUUUGAGCCGCCCUCCAGACCCCUGCUCCCCCACGGAACUCCCUCCAGGCCGCCCCUCUUCGUUCCCCCGAGGUCUCCCUACCGACCCCCGCUCCUCUCAGUCACCCGGCCCCCUGCCCACUGGCUCCCCGUGAUCCCCGCCACCCGCCCACCUCUGCCCCCAGCCUACAAACUCCCCGUCUUUUCUGCCACCCUCGCCCCUGCGCACAGGCUUCCUCCCACCCUCGUGUCCCGGCCCCCUUUGCCUCCCCGGGGGCCCAGCACCCACCUUCCGCAGCCCCCUAGCCUUCCUAGCAAGCCGCCCCUCCUGGUCCCUGGCGCCCAGCACCCUCUGCCCUCCCUCCAGCAGCCCCCCCUGCAUUCUGGCACCCGUUCUCCUCUCCCUGCCCCGGUCACUGCCCCCCACAGGCCUGGGCCCCCAGCCCCCUCACCCCCCGGGCUGGCCACCCCACAGCCCUCCCUUCCUCCCACCCUCCCUCUCCCUCAUCCCACCACUCCGGCCCCUCCGCCCCCCACCUCCAGAUGGCCCUCACCUGCCCCCUCCCCCUCUGCUCCGUGGGAGCCCCCCUCCUUCCCUGCCACUCCUCCUCAGCUCCCAGGGACCCCCUCCCAGGCGGCCAGCAGCCUCCCAGGCCCUGGGUCGGCCCUGGACGUCCUGGGGGCCUCUCCGCCGUCCCCCACCGCCCGGAGCCGGAGCCGCAGGGAUGACCGCUGGCUGCUGGUGGCCCUCCUGGUGCCCACCUGCGUGUUCCUGGUGAUUCUCUUGGCUGUGGGGAUCGUGUACUGUACCCGCUGCGGGCCUCGGGCCCCCACCAAAAGCAUCACAGACUGCUACCACUGGAUCACAAACUCGGGGGCCAAGGGGGAGCCUGAGCCCAAGGGGGGCAGCCUGGCAGGGGUCAUGACCUGCAGAACCAGUGUGUGAUUGGUGGGAAGGAGGAGGACCAGAGCCUCCCUUCCUCGGACCUGUGAGGAGCCAGCCCUCUCCCAUGGCCCUGGGGGGAGGGCGCCCCACUAGACUGAAGCCCAGGAAACUGCACCCGGGACCGACGGGGAGCCCAGCUGCCCCUUCGGCCCCAAGCUCACUACUACUCUCCAGAGGGUCGGGGGAACCCAGGUACGCUGCCCCCCACCCCAGCUCGCCUCCGCGGACACUGCUGCCCCCGACAGGCACACCUGGGCCAGCUCUGUCUGCCAGGACCCAGGCGCCAGCUCGCUGCACUCGCUGUGGGGCACCGGCCCUCCCGCUGUGCCCCAUCCCCUCUGCUCACCCCUCUCCAGGCCCCGGCCCCACCCAGUGGAAAUUGCUUGGCCCCAGGACCCUGCCAGGGCUUGGGUGCGAGGGGAGGGGUGGCGGGUGGGAGGGGAAGCACACCUGCACUGGCCAGGGCCUGGAAUAUUCUCCAAUAAAUGGGGUGGUGACCCUUAGCUCUGCUUUUCCUAUGGGAGCUGGGGCGGGGCCCAAGGGCUGGAAGGAGGGAGCCCCAGAGACCCCAAGCCCAGUCCAGAGAGGGCCUGGGGGAGGACAGAGAGGCUUUCUUGUCUCCUUUCCCCAAAGCCUCAAAGACCAUCCGUAGGAUCCAUCUUGGAGGCAGCAACACCUGUGAUGACAAAUGAGGAAACUGAGUCUCACAGGGCGGCAGGGACUUCUCUACGGUCACCCUGCUGGUUUGCGGCAGAUGAGUGAUUUGAACCCGGAGAUGUUUCGUGCUCUUUUCUCACUAUGACCUCCCGCAGGACCCUGGCCAGGUCCGGAGACGGGCAGGGAUGUGGCGCUGAGGCUCUCGGACUGCAGGCUCCCAUCUCUCCUGCCUGCCUGCCAGGGUGCUCCCCACGUCCAUCCCCACAGCUGGCCCAGAAGGGAAACGGGAGGGAUGCUCCGAGGGAGGUUCUUGGCUGCUUCCUGGCAGACGGGCGUCCUUUGACGCCCUGAUGUCCCUCUGGGGAGCCCCCCCCCCCAGAGCAUUUGAUCCGCCAGGACCUGCCCUCUGACCCCUUCCAGGGCCCGGGAGGUCGCAGUGAAGGCCAGACUUUGCCGAAGGGGAAGAUGGGAGAAAGGCCCAAGCCUCAGCCUUGGACCUCCUUACUCCCCCGGAGCCCAGAGGAAGGAGUGGGCCUGGGCAUGGAGCUUUAGGAAUUCAGGGGCCUCAAGAGGGAGAAUCAGACAGACUGGGAACCUUUGAAUCUUGGUUUAGAGGAGGAAACUGAGGCAGAAGGCAAGGAGGGCCUUGGUACAAGUCCUGAUCUAGGCUCUGAGGGCCAAUCUGUUCCUGGGGGGGCCCGAAGGCCAAGGGGGGGAGGCUGAGGCUCCUGGGCCCCCCAAUCCCUGUAAUUUCCCAAUCCCAGCAUCUAGGGGUCUCUAAUUACAAGCAGGACUGAGUAUCUCAGCCGCAGCCCCGCCCCUCCCUGGGGCCUCCAUCCCUUUCCCAUGAGGGUGGCCAUGAGAGCCUGAGAGCGCCAGGUCUGUACCAGAGAGCACAUCCCCCUCCUACGGCCUGGGCCCAGCUUGGCCUUCAUAGGGCAAAGUAGGAGGUCCCCAGGGAGGCCUUCCUGAGGGAGUCUGGGAGGGGGAGGGGACGGGGCACCGCAGGGGAGUCUCAACAGGGGCCAGGAUGGGAGGGGGCUGCCGAGGCCCCCAGCAGAGAGAAGGAGGGGCCUGGACCAGGGCUGCCUCUGCUCUCACGUUCCCCUAACUCAAACCAGACGUGCCUCCACCUCUCAGAUCCGGCCCAAGUUUCUAACAUGGGAGCCCAAAGGAGGAAGGGUGGGAGUGGAGGUGGGGGUGGGGUGAGAAAGAGGGAGGGAGACAGACAGACAGAGGAAGAUGUUCACGACACUCCCCACUGCUCUGGGAGACUGAGGCUGACAAACUCCAGAGGCAGGAAAUCGAAAUGCCUGGGGCCGAGGGGGGCCGGGACCACUCCAGGGGUCAGGACGGGAGGCUGCCAAGGCGGAGGAGUGGACAGAAAGAGAAGUGGGGAGCGGGAUGGAGCCGGUAGUAAGGACGAGGCCAGGGAUGAGCUGGGAUGGGGAGACGUCCGGAGAGCAGUUUGCACUGGGGGCAGAAGCCGAGGCCAAGGCAGAGCCGGGCAGAGGUAGAGCAGUGACAGGGCUGAGGUCGAGGGCUGGGAUGGGGCAAAGACUAGGGGGAAAGGGGGAAGAGGAGGGGAUGGGCCAAGGUUAGGGGCAAGGCCUGGGUGAGUGUCUGUGGAGGGGGGAAGGAAGGGGGAUCCUUCCCUUUCGAGCUCCCAGGACAUCUAGGGACACCCCGAUGGCAGGAAGGAGUUAACUCGGCUUCAGCCAAAGCUGGAGGGGGGAAGGGGAGGCGGGAGGGGGCCUCAGAGAGCUCUUUGUCAUCCCCUAAUGAACACCAGAUGCGGGGUGGCGUGCGGCCCUGAACGCCGGCCCCUGCCCGCCCCAACUCUGCCCAGGCCACGCCCCCAAACCUCAUCUCCAAUUGGAAGCCAUAGGCCCCACCCCCAGGGAGCCGUGCCUCCCCAGGCCUUCAAGCCCCGCCCACAGGUAACCCCAGACUCCGUCUUCUUGUAUCGGGACUCGCCCCCUCCGGAUGCCUCUUGUUCUUGUGCUGGGGUCGAGGAUCUGGCUCUAGAUAUUGGAUGCUGGGAUCUCGGAAGCCAUCUAGUCCAGUUGAGGGAGGAGUCCCCCGCAAGGUAGCACUCAGGCACUGCUUGGAGACGUCCCGUUAUGCGUAACUCACUACCUACCAGACCAUUUCACUUUGGGGAAGUGUCCCCUAAUCCCGAGGGAGCUCGUUUUGUUCUCGGAGACCAAGCAGAGCCAAUCUGAACGUUUCUCAACUUCUGGGAUACAGGUAAAACAGUUCCGAUAUGGAAAAACGAAAACUCAAUUCGGUUCAUUUUAUUUAUUGUGAGUCUAAGAUAUGGGAGAGAGGGGGCGGGAGUAAAUGAAUUGGGUCAGAGUGCUGGGGGCGGGACAGGACUCUGGAGUGGCCCCCAUGAGUGAGUCUUUGUCGCCACCUACUGCUCAUAUGACCUAAACUCACCCAAGUGCAAGUCCUCACCUCAGAUGGGUUCAGCCAUUUCCCCAGUUCUCUGAGAUGUAAGGCUGAACGCAACAGUAGCAAUUACUCUGUUCAACUCCUUUAAUUCAUCAAAUAAAACGGAAGCCAACAAAACUAA
Monodelphis domestica (gray short-tailed opossum) is the source of this 5455-nucleotide messenger RNA. RefSeq names its product CD248 molecule (gene CD248). The record is from RefSeq and is a predicted model, not a curated record. Gene Ontology annotation, molecular function: extracellular matrix binding; calcium ion binding; extracellular matrix protein binding. Gene Ontology annotation, cellular component: extracellular matrix; external side of plasma membrane. Lineage: Eukaryota; Metazoa; Chordata; Mammalia; Didelphimorphia; Didelphidae. Gene Ontology annotation, biological process: cell migration.